UUUAUACGAGAUGCAUGUACGAUGAUGAGAUGAGAAAAAUAAAAGAAAGAAAGUGGUACGGCGACCUGGUAAAUCGGAUACGGUUCCUCUUUCAUUUUUUACGUUAAAAUUCCAUCUUCUCUUCUUUCCUCUAUGCCAUGAUUUCAUCUUCCUAAUUCCCAGUUAAUUGCGAUGGAUUCGAGUACGCCUCAGGAAUUCGAUUAUGUGUUCAAACUGUUGAUGAUUGGAGACUCCGGUGUUGGCAAGAGUAGUCUCCUCCUCUGUUUCACUUCUGAUUCUUUCGAAAAUCUAUCUCCCACAAUCGGUGUUGAUUUUAAGGUCAAAUACUUCACUAUAGACGGUAAAAAGUUGAAGCUUGCCAUUUGGGAUACAGCUGGUCAAGAGAGAUUCAGAACACUAACUAGUUCUUAUUAUCGAGGCGCUCAAGGGAUCAUUAUGGCUUACGAUGUUACUCGACGAGAUACAUUUACAAAUCUCUCAGAAGUAUGGGCUAAGGAAGUAGACCUUUAUUCAACAAAUCAGGACUGCAUCAAGAUGCUUGUUGGAAACAAAGUUGAUAAGGAGAGUGACAGAGUUGUGACAAAGAAAGAGGGAAUAGACUUUGCAAGGGAAUAUGGUUGCCUGUUUAUUGAAUGCAGUGCCAAGACUCGAGUUAACGUACAACAUUGCUUUGAAGAGCUAGUUUUGAAGAUUUUGGACACACCUAGCCUCCUAGCCGAAGGUUCUAAAGGGAACAAAAAGAACAUUUUCAAGGACAAGCCCCAGUCCGAUGCAUCCACAAGUGGUUGUUGCUAAGAAGAUGCCAUUUCACUCAAAGUUAAAACUCAGUAGUGUCGAUGAAGAUUGCAAAGAAAAGGGUGUUCGUCGAAUACAUUUUCAGAAUCAGAGUUCUAACACACGCUAGCUUAUUGGUUAUUUAGCAGCAGCUGAAGUGUUAAAAAGCAAAGAACCCAGGCUCCUGAUUUGUCUGGAAUAUUUGUAAUAUAAUGAUUAUGGUUUUUUAUUUAUUUGGAUUUUGAUGUUAUUAUAUGUUAUGGAAUCCAACUUUAGUUGUAUACAAUGUUUGGACACUUCGUUUUUA
This is a messenger RNA of Medicago truncatula (barrel medic), 1081 nucleotides long. RefSeq names its product ras-related protein RABC1. The record is from RefSeq and is a predicted model, not a curated record. Bases 172 to 795 code for a protein of 207 amino acids. The transcript has 7 exons. Gene Ontology annotation, molecular function: GTPase activity; GTP binding. NCBI's taxonomy places the organism in Eukaryota, Viridiplantae, Streptophyta, Magnoliopsida, Fabales, Fabaceae.